UCGUCCCCCCCCUCUGUGUCUCCUCACCACUGCAAGGCUCACUUCCUUUCACCACACUCGUUUUCCAACCGUCGUUCUUUUGAACAAAUCCAGUCACUCUUUCCUGGAUCAAUCAGCAUAAUAGUGGAAUUGAAUUCUACCUAGUCUUCUUCGCUAUCAACCACCGGCAACCCGAAAUAUCUUUCAACAUGAUGAAGCUCACCGUCGCCUUCCUGGCGACCCUCGCCGCCGCUGAUGCUGCCGAGGCUCGCAGCCACCGCCAGGCUCGUCGCCAGUACGGUGCCGCUCCCCCUGCCGUCCCAGAGUACAACCACUCCACGACUCCCAUCUACACUUCCACUGUCCCGGCCAGCGCUACCUACCCCUCGGCCUCCUCCAUCGCCACUCCCCCGGCUGGCGGCGUGAGCUCCAAGGUCCCCUCCCCCAGCUCGGUCAGCCCUCCAGCCUACCCCCCGGCUGGCGGCGUGAGCUCCAAGGUCCCCUCCCCCAGCUCGGUCAGCCCUCCAGCUUACCCCCCGGCUGGCGGCGAGAGCUCCAAGGUUCCCUCCCCCAGCUCCGUGAGCCCACCUACCUACCCGCCUGCUGGCGGUGAGAAGACUCUGCGGUGCCCAGCUCCAAGGUUCCCUCCCCCAGCUCCGCCGGCUACCCUGCCUACCCCCCAGCUGGUGGCGAGAAGAAGCUCCGUGGUUCCCUCUGCUUCCAAGAGCUCCAAGGUCCCUUCCCCUGCCAAGAGCAGCUCGGUUGCCACCCCAUCAGGCGGCUAUGGUGGCCCUAAGUCUUCCAGCAAGCCCGUUGAGGCUGCUUCCACCGGCCCAUCUGGAACUGGUGCCUACCCUGCCUACCCCACUGGCACUGGCUCGCACCCUGCGUCCUCUACUCCUCUGAGCGACUAUGUCACCAAGACGAUCUACUCCACUCAGAUCCUCACCAAGACUGCCUGCCCGUCGACCGUCACCAACUGCCCGGCCAAGUCCACUUCGCUCGUUACAAGCGUUGUUCCCGUAGGCACCACCGUCUACCCCGGCCCUGAGUACCCUGAGGCUACCCCCAAGGUCGUCACCAGCACCUACCCCGUCUCUGAGGUCAAGAAGCCCGUUACCGAGACUUUCGUCUACACCGUUGGUGUUGGCUCCACCGCUCAUGCCGUCACCACCAAGAUUGUCUCUACCAGCACCUCCACUGCGUACAAGACGGUCGUUGUCACUCUCAGCAAGCCUAAGCCGUCCGGCCAGGGUGAGAAGCCCAAGCCAUCUGGCCAGGGUGAAUACCCCACCGUCAAGCCCACUCCUUCCAGCAAGGUCCCCGUCGGCGCAAGCCCACCAACCCAGCGAGACCCUCCCCCCCUUCUCCAUUGUCUCUGAGAAGCCCUACCCCGCUGGCACUCCCUCCAAGACCCCGUCCAACGGAGAGAGCUACCCUUCCACGACCCCUGCGCCUGCCAAGUCUAGCGCCGCCUACCCCCCGGUGCCUGCCAAGUCCAGCGCCAGCUCCGUUGUAGUCCCAUCCGUCUCCGUCAAGACCCCUGU
Molecule: messenger RNA, 1526 nt
Organism: Cucurbitaria berberidis CBS 394.84
Lineage: Eukaryota; Fungi; Ascomycota; Dothideomycetes; Pleosporales; Cucurbitariaceae
Exons: 6
Coding region: 189-1361 (390 amino acids)
Source: RefSeq, a predicted model, not a curated record